CGUAUUUUUAACACUAUUUUGACAACGCCACGUGUCGGCACCUGAUUGGUUUGUUUGAAAAAUAAUUUUUUUUUAAAACCUAUGACCGUAACCCUUAUUUUGAGUGAAAAUCCUAAAAUAGCCCUUUCUCUGUUCCAUUGGAAACGAAGGUCCGUUCUCUUGAGAGGUCGAAGGUCGCGUUUCGUGCCGCUGCACUUUGUUCCGUUUGCGUGGUGUUGUCUCCGUCCAGUUUCGUCUCCUGUUAUCGUGCUGAAUGGCAAGUUCCGGUGACGAUUGUCCGACGACGAAGUUGAGUGUUCGUCACUCUUUUUCGACAAAGUAUAUAUGUACUUUGAACGAACGAUUGACAGACGAGCAUCGGUCAUUGAUUGCGAGGACUCCAUUUGCGUGGUUUUUAGAUGUCAAUGUGAAUGUUAAAGUAGGUAGAAAUAUAUUGAGUGAGUUAUUGGGUAAGUGGGACGACUGUAGUAGUGGUUUUUUAGUUGGGAAUAAAGUUUUGAAUAUAAAUGAAAAUGAUAUUUAUUUAGGGUUGGGAUUGAGUACAGAUGGUGCAAAUAUUAACUUAAAGGAAGAGCUGGGCAAUACUGAAUGUGUGAAGUACAUAGGCAAAGGAACAAAGGAAUUGAAUUCGAUAUACAAAAUUCUAAUGCGAAAACAGAAGAAAAAGAUACCUUGUUCUCAUUUUUGUAGCCUUUACCUCCUUGUAGGGAUAAGUGAGAUUUUAUUUCCAAAACGUAGCGGGAAAGUGUUUCCCGUAAUGUUUAAUCUUGUUGACAACUUAGGUGGUUUGGGUAGUUAUUGUUGGGGUAGUGUAGUUUAUCGUUUUCUGUUACGUAGUUUGUGCAAAGCUUCAGAAGGCUUGAAGAAAGGCAAAGGUAUUUCAAACGUUUACGUUGAUGGUUGUGUUUACAUGCUGCAGGUAAUUAAUAGUAUUUGAUGUAAUUACUUUAAUUGUUUUUUGAUUUAAGUUUCUUACAAGUUAAGAUGAUUAAUUUGUCU
Vigna angularis (adzuki bean) is the source of this 999-nucleotide messenger RNA. RefSeq lists its product as uncharacterized. The record is from RefSeq and is a predicted model, not a curated record. The transcript has 2 exons. Bases 254 to 937 code for a protein of 227 amino acids. NCBI's taxonomy places the organism in Eukaryota, Viridiplantae, Streptophyta, Magnoliopsida, Fabales, Fabaceae.